AUGGAUGACGAAGAUUACGGAGGCAUCGAAGACUUUGAAGGACAUGAUUAUGAGUUAGACGACGAUUAUGAAGCAGAUAUGGGGGAUGAUGAAUUAGUAGAUAUUGAUCUUCCCAACGGUUUUGUUGAUGAACAAAGAGAAGGUAUAGAUAUACAAGGCGGGGUUGGAAUAAUUUCGAGCGGAGUGAAUGGCGAUGGAAUGGACGUAGAUAAACCAGAAAAAGUCGUUCAAGAAAAAGAAAGAGUUACUACACCAUAUAUGACAAAAUACGAGAAAGCUAGGAUAUUAGGAACUAGGGCGUUACAAAUUAGUAUGAAUGCCCCUAUAUUAGUUGAUCGGGACAAUGAAACUGAUCCACUUGAAAUUGCCAAGAAAGAACUUCGCCAUAAAAAAAUUCCUUUGAUGGUGAGAAGAUUCCUUCCAGAUGGAAGUCAUGAAGAUUGGCAUUAA
Diversispora eburnea is the source of this 450-nucleotide messenger RNA. Lineage: Eukaryota; Fungi; Glomeromycota; Glomeromycetes; Diversisporales; Diversisporaceae. The record is from the annotation of a GenBank genome assembly.